Varanus komodoensis (Komodo dragon) is the source of this 1569-nucleotide messenger RNA. Its product is annotated as phospholipase A2 crotoxin basic chain CBa2-like. The transcript has 6 exons. Gene Ontology annotation, molecular function: calcium ion binding; phospholipid binding. Bases 626 to 1054 code for a protein of 142 amino acids. The record is from RefSeq and is a predicted model, not a curated record. Gene Ontology annotation, biological process: arachidonate secretion; negative regulation of T cell proliferation; phospholipid metabolic process. NCBI's taxonomy places the organism in Eukaryota, Metazoa, Chordata, Lepidosauria, Squamata, Varanidae.
UUAGGUAAGCUGCCUUGAGUUCCUUGGUGGGAUAUAAAUUGAAGGAAUGGAUGAAUGAAUAAUUGACUUUAAAAGGAGGUGUGCUUCAUGCCUUUGUUUAAAUUUGUCCUUUCCCGGAAUCACUUGUGCCAAUUAUUCUUAUAUUGCAUUUAUAUCCCAACUUCUUUCCUCUCGCAAGGAGCCCAGAGAGGCACACACAGCCCUGCCCCACUCCAUUUUAUCCUCACAACAACCCUGUGAGGUGGGUUUGGAUGAGAAUGACUGGCUGGCCAAAAGCUUUCCGCUGAGUCUCAUGGCUGAGUGGGGACUAGAACCUGGAUCUCCCAAGUCUUCGAUCCAAUACCAUCCUGGCCUCCGGAACGCCAACAAGGAGAAGAAUGAACAGUGUUAUCUCCAACGUGCGACCGGAAUAACAGCAGGCAUCCCCUGGCGUGCCGCAGAGGGUCACUGGAUGCUGCUCAGUGCGGUAGAUUGCCUUGCAGGAAGAGGUAGGGGCCAGGAGGAGAAAGGUGCUCACAACGGGUGGCCUCUCCCCAGUCUGCCUCUUCUCCUCCUUUUAAGAGCGAGCCAGCAAGCCAGCUGUGUUUCUCUUAGCCGAACCUGCACAGGUGCUUAGCAGCGGAAGAUGAAGCUCCUUCGUGGCCUGAUUGUCCUCCUGGCUUGUGGUGUUUUGGGAGCACAAGGCAGCCUCCUAGAAUUUAGAAAGAUGAUCAAAAAACUCACCGGCAAAAGUGCCUUCCCACACUACACCAUGUAUGGGUGCUACUGUGGAUUGGGUGGCCACGGACAGCCACGGGACGCCACGGACAGCUGCUGCUUCGCCCACGACUGCUGCUACGAGAAGCUGCGCAAAUGCAGAACCAAGACGGACAGGUACAGAUUCAGCAUCACGGACGGAGUCGUCACGUGCGGCGGAGGGACCUGGUGCGAGCAGCAGAUCUGCGCCUGUGACAAGGCAGCGGCGGCCUGUCUCCGAGGCAGCCUGAGCUCCUACAAUGCCAAGUACCGCUUUUACUCCGACAAACUAUGCGCAGAACCAUCGCGGAAGUGCUGAGCCGAGCGCCGGCGUGUCCAAGGGGGCAGGAAGACUCCUGCUCCAGAAUGAAAUAAAGCCCCCUUUUCCUUUCCUUUCCACUGAAAUGCACUAAAUUCGCCAUUAUGUUUAUGUUAUGAUAGAGAAGAAAAACUGACGAUCCACACGGUCAUCGAAGAGGAAAGUUAGAAGGGGACAAGGAGGCCAUCCAGCCCAGCCCCUGCUUGGUGCAGGAUCCAGAAUGCACGUGACAUAAACACAGGCUCAUAUUUUGCCUUCGACCUCAUAUUCAUUGCAACUGCCCAAUAAUUUCUUUGAUAACCAUCCAGUCAACUUUAUUCUCCUCAGCUGCACCUUUGAGUGACCCACUGAUUAGUUUCAGCUGAUCUCUGUUCCCAUCACUUUCCCCCAUAAACCAUGGCAUCCUGUUUCCACCUUAAUCUGCUCAAGUGGUCUCAUGAAAUACAUAUUUUGAUGCAUUUUGGUUAAAAUACUCAUUUCUAGGAAAAAUAAUUUGACAGAGUAUGCAGUGAUGA